Molecule: messenger RNA, 3655 nt
Organism: Patiria miniata (bat star)
Lineage: Eukaryota; Metazoa; Echinodermata; Asteroidea; Valvatida; Asterinidae
Product: collagen alpha-1(I) chain-like
Exons: 12
Coding region: 54-3170 (1038 amino acids)
Source: RefSeq, a predicted model, not a curated record
CUUUGCAUGCACUGUGACAAUAUCGACGACUAUUUGGCACACGCGGAAUUCCAAUGACAACGUGCGCAUUACUGAAAAUGGCGGGGGACAAAACUAACGUGUGCGCCCACGCGCUCCACGUGAAAAUCCUGUAUUUCGGCCUGGCACUGCUGUUCGUCUUCUCGGCAACUUGCUUCGGGGUUACCUACGUCUUCGUGGCGAGCCUGAGUGCCGAACUGGGCCAGAAAUGCUCCUGCCCGGACGGGGAGAUUCUGUUAGACAUCACCGUGCUGCCCCCGAGCGGCUCCACGGGUGACUCGCCGCGGGGCCCUAGGCAAGCUGCGGCAGCGCGUCACGGUAGUGACAACCAGCAAGUGCGAGCAGAGUUGGGUCUGAAAACGGCAAAUAUUGUAGCAGACAAGCCAGGCACGGCUGACCUGCGGGGGCUGAACAGGGUGCGAAGAGGAUUCACCCACGGGGAUCAGGAGUCCAGCUCACCAAGGGCCACGUCCAUUGAGGCCUAUGCCAGGCUCCCCAUUACCAUAUCGCUUGACUCAAUCACUGCCUUUUGUAACAAGACAACAAGCAGGUGUCCUCCAGGGCCCCAAGGUCCAGCAGGCAAAGAGGGUGGCCUAGGAAUCCAGGGCCCACCGGGCAAUCAGGGAGAUGAGGGUCCUGUUGGUGCCCCUGGAAGGCCUGGGGAGGAUGGCAAAAAUUGUAACUGCAGCACAGAUGAUUUUGCUGUGCUGUUGGAGAAAACAGCAGAACUGGCUGGGAAUAUUGGGCAGCCCGGACCCAAGGGUGACACCGGCCAACCGGGACCCAAAGGCGAGAGCGGUGACCCGGGAAUCCCUGGACCACAAGGUCUGAGUGGUGAGGCGGGACCCAAAGGGGUCAAAGGUGACACUGGGUACAGAGGACCAAUGGGUCAAACGGGUGGACAAGGAACGAUUGGCCCAGUGGGGGAGAAGGGUGCCCCAGGUGAUCGGGGACUACAAGGAUUCGAUGGACCACAAGGUCGGCGUGGCGAACCGGGACGGAAGGGCGAGGUGGGAGAACCGGGACCGACUGGCCCGCCUGGGUUGACGGGACCCAAGGGGGAUCCCGGCAGCCCUGGGGACCACGGCCGACACGGCAAACACGGAGAGAAGGGAGAUCGCGGGUUAAGAGGUGAAAAGGGUGUCUCUGGUUUUCCAGGGUCAAUCGGAUUGAGAGGCAGCAGGGGUGAUAUCGGACUGCCGGGAGUGCAGGGACCACAAGGAGAGGCUGGAAGGGAUGGCAGCAACUGCUCUUGUAUAGACCCAGAUGGUGACAUGAUGACCAAAUUCCUCAUCCCAACUUCGGCCGUAGAGAAGCAACAGCUUACAGGGCCCCCUGGCCCGCCCGGUCCCGAGGGUCCCAAGGGGGACAUCGGUGACAGGGGCCUGCAGGGACCCCCUGGCCCCAACGGCACAGCAGCGGUGAAAGGUCAGAAGGGUGACAUUGGUGAAACAGGACCGAUAGGACCCCUGGGAUCCAGAGGUCGCAGGGGUGAUCCUGGACAGACCGGCGCUAGAGGUGACAAGGGUGAUACGGGACGAGAAGGGCCUACUGGACCUGAAGGGGCUGCUGGACAAAAAGGUGAAAAGGGUGAGCCAGGAGUAAUGGGUGACACUGGGCCCAUCCGACAGCCUGGGACGAGGGAGACAGUGAGUGAAGCUUGUAAUGUCACUGCUUUCCUUGAGGAGUUGAUGGAACUGGACAAUAGAACUCUCAAGCUGAUCCAGGGUCCUCCUGGUCCCAGAGGCUCACCAGGCCCAUCAGGACCCGAGGGCAAACAGGGGAAACAAGGCCCACAGGGGCUCAAAGGAGACCCUGGCGAACUCGGCAGAGCCGGCCCGCAGGGACCCAUCGGCCCGCCCGGGGCCAAAGGCACCCCUGGGGCCAAGGGCCUAGCGGGUUCCUUUGGGUACCCAGGCGACCCAGGGGAGAAAGGGGCCACGGGUCCCCCCGGACCCCGGGGUUCCACUGGUGACCCCGGUCUACCCGGACCGCCGGGCAUCGAUGGGCGACCAGGCAGCAAGGGGGAGAUGGGAGAUAAGGGCGAUAGGGGGGUGGAUGGGUUGCCAGGUCAGACAGGGGCUCAGGGGUUGCCAGGAGCUGAUGGAACCCAAGGUUCUGCAGGACAAACAGGGGAUAAAGGAGCCCGAGGAAAACUAGGUCCUGCAGGUCAACCUGGUGAAGAUGGAGCCAGUGGACCGAAGGGAGAGAAAGGGGAGAAGGGGGACCGUGGUAUUGCAUCAGGUAUGGUGGAACUUGGCAAUGCUGGUGAUGAUGAAAAGCCAGCUUCAGGAAAGGCUACAUAUGGUCCAACUCCCACUGCAAAACCCAGCAAGCCACAACCGUCUCCUGACGUAGACAGUUCUCCAAACUCAGAGUGUGUGUUGACCAAGAUUGGUUUCCCAGUGGACCACAAGUUUGGAAACAAAUACUGGGGCUCUUGGAUGCAAGACACUGCCCCAAACCCGCCUUAUCCGGACAAGAUAUGGGUCACUAAACAUCUGGUUGGAGAUGGCAUUUAUGAAUACAAAAAUAUGGCAGCCCUGAUGUCGGACUCGUACACCCAGUACCACCGCCUGACUGGCGCCUGGGCUGGCACAGGCCACGUGGUCUACAACAACGCCCUCUACUUCCACAACGGCGGCUCGGGCAAGAUUGUCCAAUACGACCUGACCUUAGAGACCGUCACAGCCCAGGCAACUAUCCCCGAAGCUCUCUACCAGAGGUCCAACGGACACCGGUACCUGUACGACUCGGACUACACAUAUCUGGACCUCGCCGUUGAUGAUAACGGACUGUGGGUGAUAUACAAGACGGCCGAGAACCACCAGAACCUGGUUGUGUCCCAACUGGACCCGGAGAACCUCUCCGUCAUCAAGACAGUCGUGUCCAAUCACCCGCAGAGUUCCGCGGGAGAUGCCUUCAUCAUCUGCGGCCGGCUGUACACCACCAAGAGCUCCAAGAACUUCCACUCCACGGUGGACUUUGCCGUCAAUCUCUUCACGGGAGAGGUGUUGCCCGACGUGGACAUCUCCUACCAGAAUGGUCACAUGAAGAUGACCAUGAUGUCAUACAAUCCAAGAAAGCGACUGAUAUAUGCCUGGGACAAGGGGUAUAUGGUGACGUACAAUGUCACCCUGACUGAACCGUGAUCAAACUGCAGCAUUUUUCGAACUGGAAUCAAUUUCCAGGAGAUUAAGUAUAUAAAAGGACAAUCAUGGUUACAUUAAACUGUGAGAUUUGAUAUUUAUCCAGUGAAUAACAAAUAUGUAAAAAGUCAUUGCCCACCUAGCAGUUUUCAUUUUGCAACAAACAAAAAUUCAAACCCAGCGAAGUUAUGGACCCUAACUUCCAAAAUUCACUCCCCUGAUCAAGAACCCUGCCUGACCAGAUAUUGGCUGUAAAUAUUUAAGAACAACUGACCUUUUUAUAUGGGAGAGUACCUUAAUACUUUUUAUAACCAACAACCUUGUACAGUUUUGAAUGUCAGUAGGCCUAACUGCUUGUAUACUGUAAUACAGAGUAAUUAACGUUUUUGGGCCCACACUGUAGUUAAAUGGUAUAUAGUCCAUCAUUUGUAAUUUGUGCAUUUUGUUCGUUUGAAGCAACAAAAGUGCUCAAAAUCUGCUGAACAGCU